AUGCCCUCUCCCUCUGGAAGCUCAAGAGCCCUGGGGAAAAGUGGGGAGUGGAGCAAGGGCCUUCACCGUGCUUCCCUUCCCAACAGCCGCAUCCAGGUGAGACUAGGAGAGUACAACAUCGAAGUCGUGGAAGGGAACGAACAGUUCAUCAACGCGGCCAAGAUCAUCCGCCACCCCAAGUACAACAGCUGGACCCUGGACAAUGACAUCUUGCUGAUUAAGCUCGCCUCGCCUGCAGUCAUCAAUGCCCGGGUGUCCUCCAUCUCCCUGCCCAGGGCCAGUGCUCCUGCUGGCACCCUGUGCCUCAUCUCUGGCUGGGGCAACACCCUGAGCUCUGGCAGCAACUACCCAGACCUGCUGCAGUGCCUGGAAGCCCCGCUGCUGAGUCAGGCUGAGUGCGAGGCCUCCUACCCUGGGGAGAUCACCAAGAACAUGGUCUGUGCCGGCUUCCUGGAGGGAGGCAAGGACUCCUGCCAGGGUGACUCUGGGGGCCCUGUGGUCUGCAAUGGACAGCUCCAGGGAAUUGUCUCCUGGGGCUAUGGCUGUGCCCAGAAGAACAGGCCUGGAGUCUACACCAAGGUGUCCAACUACGUGGACUGGAUUCAGCAGACCAUCGCUGCCAACAGCUAAAGCCCUCGGUCUCUCUGCUAUCACUAUGCUAAUAAACUGACCCUGCGCAACCA
Equus caballus (horse) is the source of this 683-nucleotide messenger RNA. NCBI's taxonomy places the organism in Eukaryota, Metazoa, Chordata, Mammalia, Perissodactyla, Equidae. The record is from RefSeq and is a predicted model, not a curated record.